CAGCUUUGUGCCAGUGGCAUUUUGGGAUAUGGAGGGUGACGACAAACAACAACAAAGCAUUGUAGAAAAAGAGAAAACAUUUGUUCGCAGGUUACUCGAUAUUAUGGCUCAUUUCAUUGCAAUUUUUUUAGUUCUGUUUAUAAUGUGGCAUGCUGUACCGGGAUCAAGUAAGAUGCACCGGUUUUUGCUUGCUAGAUAUAAUUUUAUUGAUAGAAAUGGGUUGCUAAUCAAUACGACAAGUGGUUUAUAUUGACACGUUCGAUCAUUUAUAGAACAGUAUGGAUACUAUUAUACGUGGCCAUACGUUUAUUAAACUUAAUAAGGCUAAGCCCUAGCUGCCUAAGCAUGUUUUAUAUAAUUUCAUAAACCAUUGUUUGAGAUCGUUCGCUUGGAAAAUUGUUUCGGAUAUUUAUAGACAAAUUUUGCUUUUAUAUUGACACAUAAAGUUGCAAUGCCAGGGUUUUUUUCAGGAUUUUCUCUUGGGUCCGUUUUUGCAGAGAAGAUUGAGUUUAGCUGAACAGUUCGGGUGGCUGCACCCCCCCCCUACCAGGGGGAUAACACUUGUACUUAAUGUGUUAGAGGGGGUGGGGUGGGAUGAGGGGGGGAUGGGAUGAGGGGGGAUGAGGGGGAGGGUGGGAUGCGGGGUGUGCUACAGCCCCCAAUGUCAUAAUAUUGCAGUCCUGGCGGGGCAUUUUAAGGAGAAGCUCGUCGGGCAAAAAAUAUAUAAUUCAGCCAAAAAUUUUACAUAGUUUUUGAAAAGUAAUAAAUUAACAAAAAAUAUUACUGAGAAAUUGUUAGUAAGAAAUUGUUAUCGGCAAGUUAGUGAAAAAUGGGAUGUUCGAAAAUCCCCCUUUGUAAUACCCAAGUUAUGGCCGUGGGGCCAUUCCAUUUAAUAAUAUCCACACCCCCCUGUUGACUAGAUUUCCCGAAGGGGGUAUGAAAUUCUGAAUUUCUGAGGGGGUGCCAAGGCCAAAUAAAAAUAAUAGUUGGUUUCAAGUUUCACAGCCAUGUUUUAUAUGGAUAGGUAGGUUGGAAAAAUAUUAUAUUUUAAAAAAUAUUUUAUCUCGUCUCUCGAGUAUGCAAUAACAGGAUCACCUGCGAGCUACAUGUGUUUCGCGAGAAACAAACACAUCAAGGUGCGUUUUCGUAUUUUUUCAGCUGUAACUGCCGUGUCAGAAUGUAUGUUUUCAAUAUUUUAUUCAACUGUUCUUUGUAUAAAACUAUGAUUAAUAUGACUAAGCAAACAAAAUAAUUUGUAGACAAAUGAGUCUAAUGACUAUUUACAUAUUCUUCUAUUUAUGAAAAGAUGAUCUCUACUGGGAAAUUAUGUGAAUAAAAUGUUAAUGGUCGGUCAUAUUUUUGACAGGUCGGUUGGAAACCUAAAACCAACUAUUAUUUUUACUUGGCCCAAGUUGAAAUUUCUGAGGGGACUUAUAAAAGUAAAAUUUCUGGAGGGGUCAAAAUUUUUUUGUAAUUUUCCAAUGGGUCAAUUUUUUUAUUUUAAAUUUCCGAGGGAGGAGGAGGAAGGUAUAGCUGCUGACAAAAAUUUCCAAGGGGGUGGUCAAUAAAUUCUCGAAAAUUUCUGAGGGGGUCUAUCGUAAUAGAACCACAUCAGAGGGGGUUCUAAAAAUUUUCUAGAGGGGGUUCUAAAAAAUUUUCCAAGGGGGUCUUCUGGAAAACCGUUUCCGAAGGGGUGUAAAAUCAGUAAUGUCGCCAACAGGGGGGUGUGAAUAGUAAAUGAAUGGCCUGUGGUGACUAUAUGCACCCUAUACCUACUUUGUUAUCGUUUGUCUAUAUGGAAGAUUAUUUAACUCGCUAAGGGAAAAUAUAACUGUAUAAGGUACUGAUUGAUAGUUCAGCUACAGCACAUUAAAAAAUAUUUUUAUUUAAUUUCUAUUGUCUCUAGGUCUUUUCUCAUGGCAUCCAACAUUGAUGGUACUUGGUGUACGUAUAAACAUAUGUCUAUUGUUGCAGAUUAUUUUACUAAUCUAGAAAGCAUGUUAAACCAUUGAAAUGAAUAUUUAGUUCAAAAUGAGUUAAACACAACAGUCUGAUUUUAUUUUAUUAUUCAUGCUGAUCACCAGUGAUGGGAAUCACCUAAGCUAUUUUGGAAAUGGUGGGCCAAGCCAUUUUGUUAAUUCAAUGAUGAAGAAAUGUGUAUUUUUUUCCAAAUAAUCACCUAUGAAAUUAUACUAAAACAAUUAUUCACCUAAGGUUCGGUUAUUAUUGGUGAAUAAAAACCUCGACUUCGUCUCUGUUUUUAUUCUCUGAUAAUCACCUCGCCUUUGGCAAAUAAUUUUUAAUUAAUCUGAGGUUCCCUAUUUUACUCUGUGUAUUGCCAGAUGAUUUUACUCAUCAAGGGGACAGUGUUGCCACUUUGCCUGUCAUUUCAUUUUAUUAGUUCUUUACGCACUCAAUCGCUCCCCAAACCCACCUGUUUGCAGGUCACAAAUUCUUUGUGGAAUUCCUUCAGGGAUUCGAUCCUAUGAUAUAGCAUGUGCAAGGCGAGUGGCUUAACCCAUUGACAAGUAAAAUUGUCUGGCAUUAGAUAAAGUAAACUGACAAAUUAGGGUGCUUUGUCACUUAAAGGUACAGAAGACUAGCUUGAAAAUUCAUGAAAUUUACUUGAUACGCUGACAUAACAACAAAAAUAGUUGUGUUGGAUAAAUGGCAUAAUUGGCACAUUAGUUUCUGGUCAUGGACAAAUAACCACUUCCAAAAAAAUAUCAUAUAUUAUAUUCCAACAGUAUGCACUGCAAUAUUUUAAAACAAAAUGUUUUCUUACUGUUCUUAGUUUUGUUUCUUCAUGCUGGAAGCAAUAUUGAUUUUCUCCAGAAGUAGCUCCCUCAUCCCAGCUGUGCCGCGAGCUACAAAGGUGAAAUACCACUGGAUCCUUCAAGUUUUGGCUGCUCUUUGUGCUGUUGGAGGCUUUCUAGCAAUAUUCAUCAACAAAAACCAGCGAAACAAACCGCACUUUGUGUCGUGGCAUGGUUGUCUUGGUGGCAUUGCUGUAUUUAUGGCGUGUUUCCAAGCAUGUAUGGGAACAGGCUUACUCUACCCAACUCUGCCUAUUAUCAACAAACUCAAGUUAUCCAUGAUGAAGAAACUUCAUGCAUUAUCUGGGACACUUAUAUUCAUGUUAAGCUGUCUUAUUGUCUUUCUCGGUUUCUACUCAAAUUGGUUUGUAAAGAAUGUUGGUUUGUACAGUCUUGCAUGGGGCGUGUGUGCUGUAUGUCCUGUUUUCUUUGCUGCUACUGUAAACAACCAAGUUGCUCAGGCAUACUUGUUCAAAAAGUCUUGAUCAUACAAAGCUCUUAUCAAAAACAACAAAAGUGCAUAAUAGUUAAAUUGUUUGCUAAAUUAUUACUUAAUUGUCGUUUGUUUUACUCGUUUCAGUAAUAGAGCUGUGCAGUUAACCGAAACUUUUGGUUGGUCUAGUUCUUUUCUUAGCACCGGAAUUCGGCAUCUACCAUGCACAAAAGAACUGGUAGUUUAAACUAGUUUUGGGUUCCCACAUGUUGCUCUCACGUUUAGUAAAAUUUCCUUAUAACUUAAACUGAGGACAAAUGAAACGAAAUUUUUAAGGAAUUUUAUGUCUUGACAUUUUAUUCCCAUAUUACCAAAAAGCCCGUACUUGGCCUUUGGAAAAGAUGCAAACAAAGACAUUUCUUUUUUGAUAAUUUUAUUUCAGAAUAUUUCUCUAAUCUAUCCUGUAAUCAAUGGAAAUUUUUUUUUCACACUACAAUUUAUAAGUUGAUUAUUUUUUCGAAGUGUAUUACAACUUAUUGAGCAAAUGGUUUGAAUUGGUUUUUUUUUGAAAAUACCGAAACCGAACUGAGGUUAUUACUGUACACAUCCCGAAAUGCCCAAAACUGCAACCAAGAUAAAAAAAGUUCUGAAACUGCUCAGCUCUAAUAAGUAUGUGAUAAUUUCCAGCAAAUACUGAAAUACAUGUACUGUAUAUAGCCUAGAAAAUGUCAAAUUACAUAUAAUCAUCUACAGAGAUAUGGCAUGUUUUAUAUAUUACUGUGAAUAUUAAAUCCUAAUCCUAACAUAAGGAUGAGGAUUUACAGUAAUGGGAUAAACAUGGUUUAGCCUUAGGAUUAGCAGUCGGAUUGGCAUUAUUGUUAACCCAUUGAGCACCAGUGCUCUCCCCUUGACAAGUUAAAUCAUUUGGCAUUAGACACAGUACGUAACAUAAUAAAGUAGGUCGCAAUGAAACUUAAAAUUAAAUUAAAGUUUGAAACAUAAAUUUGCCCCCUGAGCAAGCCAAUUAGACUGAGUGAAUUAGUUCAUUUGAAUGUACAACAUAAUAUUUGUCUUGUAAUGUUUUGGUGGGACAUAGUAAGGGACCGACUUAGUAAAGGGACUUAUGAGCUGUUGUAAACUUAAUUGUCAUUACCAUCAAUCUUUAUAUACGAUUGUUACUGUAAGCAAUUACAAAAAUAAAAAUUUAAUGGUUAAGAUUAGUGAUAACAAUAUAUUAGUAUAAUUACAUAGGUGAUUAUUGAAAAUUCUCCACGCUGAUUGGUUGCCGUUGAGGUGAUUAUUACGCGAUAAUCACCUAAGCGAUUUUCAAAAUGGCGGCCGAAGCCUUUUUGUCAAUUAAAUGAUGAAGAAAUGUGU
This is a messenger RNA of Paramuricea clavata, 4626 nucleotides long. Lineage: Eukaryota; Metazoa; Cnidaria; Anthozoa; Malacalcyonacea; Plexauridae. The record is from the annotation of a GenBank genome assembly.